GUGCCUAUACACUCAGCAGCCACACAGAGUCAUGGAUGGGUUUACAUUGUACUUCGCUCUCCUGUCGGCGUUCCUACUUUAUGAUGCUCAACCAGCAGCUCCAACAGGCUGUGCCGGUCCCCCCGUGCUGUGUUGCUCUGGUCAAAACAACUCCUGCUUCAGACAAUGUUACUGUGAUGAGGCCUGCUUGCAAAUUGGCGACUGCUGUGAUGACUACAUUUCAACCUGCACGCAACAUUUGCCCCCAGCUCUGUCAUCCACAGUUUCUUCAACAACAGAACGCAGCACGACAAGCAUCACUACUGCAUCAUCAGAUGUGAGCACAAAGUCAGCCUCCGUGAUGUCUGCUGCUACAGCAACCAGCCAAGACAGCAGCAGUACUACAUCUACACAAUUAGAUGGUCUCCCAACUUCAGCAUCCUCGGUCUUAGCAGCUACAGCUCAACCAGCAGCUCCAGCAGGCUGUGCAGGUCCCCCCGUGCUGUGUUGCUCUGGUAGAAACGACUCCUGCUUCAGACAAUGUUUCUGUGAUGAGGAAUGCUUGCCAUUUCGCGACUGUUGUCCCGACAACAAUACAACGUGCACUCAACGUGAGUGA
Molecule: messenger RNA, 598 nt
Organism: Etheostoma cragini (Arkansas darter)
Lineage: Eukaryota; Metazoa; Chordata; Actinopteri; Perciformes; Percidae
Product: proteoglycan 4-like
Exons: 6
Coding region: 32-598 (188 amino acids)
Source: RefSeq, a predicted model, not a curated record